AUGGACUUCAAAAAAGUAAAUAAUACUGAAUCAAAACAUCCUUUUUUAACAUCAGGAACAGCUACAUCAGCUACAAAAAAAGCUUCAGCUGCUAAUAAAAAAUCGGUUACAGCAACUCCAGCUCCACCAAAAGCUGAAAAAGCUGAAUUAACUAAAAAACCAGCAACUACAACACCAGCUCAAACAAAACCAAAGGCUAGUGCACCAAGUACUAAAUCAACAUCAUCAUUGGCUAAAACAUCUACUAAAGUUACUAAAAAAUCGACAGGAUCAUCAAAAAGUGGUGCUAAAAAAAAACAUAAGGCUAUUAAAUAUUAUAUUGAUUGUACACAUCCAGUUGAAGAUGGUAUUUUUGAUCUUAAUGCAUUUGAACGAUUUUUACAUGAAAAAAUGAAGAUCAAUGGUAAAACAUCAAAUUUAACUGAUGUUGUUGGUAUUGAAAAAGCUAAAGCUAAAAUAUCUGUUACAUCAGAAGUUCCUCUUUCGAAACGCUAUAUGAAAUAUUUAACAAAGAAAUUCUUAAAAAAACAUGAACUUCGUGAUUGGUUACGUGUUAUUGCUAAUUCAAAAGAUGCUUAUGAAUUACGCUAUUUCAAUAUCAAUCAAGAAGAAAAUGAAGGCGAAGAAGCUUAA
Rotaria sordida is the source of this 633-nucleotide messenger RNA. The record is from the annotation of a GenBank genome assembly. NCBI's taxonomy places the organism in Eukaryota, Metazoa, Rotifera, Eurotatoria, Philodinida, Philodinidae.